UGCAUUGGACUGGGCAGACUGGAUUCAGAAAACACAGAGGCUCAACGCUGAGGUGUUGACCACGUUUGCUACUCGAGUAAGGCAACUGCAAUGGAAAAAAUACGUUCUCCCAGUCACAGGAACAACUGAUGAUACAAAGGACAAUGCACAGUGUAUACCCUGAUGACAUUCCGUCUGCUGUGACAUGGUUUUUACCAUGGAAUCUGAGACUGAAAAGGCCCAUGCUCUUCUCCAAACUUUCAGCACAGCUUCAGUUAUUUCUAGUCUAGGUUUGGGAAUAUUCUGCUUUGUAGCAGACAGACUUCUGCAGUUUUCCUUCAUUCAGCAAAAUGACUGGCUCCGAGCCUUGUCUGAUAAUGCAGUGCAUGGUAUACUAGGAAUGUGGUCCUGGGCAAUAGUGAUUGGACUCAGGAAGAAAAGUGACUUCACUGAGGUCACUCUGGCUGGCUUCCUCGCCUCUGUCAUUGAUGUGGACCACUUCUUUCUUGCUGGCUCCCUGUCAUUAAAGGCUGCUCUGACUCUUCCACAGAGACCACUUCUUCACUGUUCUACUGUGAUUCCUGUUGUGGCUCUGACAUUAAAGUUUAUUAUGCACCUUUUCAGGCUUAAGGAUUCAUGGUGCUUUCUUCCCUGGAUGUUGUUCAUAUCCUGGACUUCUCAUCAUAUCCGUGACGGGAUUCGUCAUGGCCUCUGGAUCUGCCCGUUUGGAAAAACUCCUCCUUUACCAUAUUGGCUGUAUGUGGCAAUUACAGCAUCUUUACCUCAUCUAUGUUCGUUUAUUAUGUAUUUAACAGGCACUAGAGAAUUAAUGUCUAUAAAACAUGGAAUCCACAUUGAUGUGUAAGAAUAAUGGCUCUUAAAGGUUGUUUGUCUUAGCACUUGAAA
Molecule: messenger RNA, 885 nt
Organism: Egretta garzetta (little egret)
Lineage: Eukaryota; Metazoa; Chordata; Aves; Pelecaniformes; Ardeidae
Gene: TMEM267
Product: transmembrane protein 267
Exons: 3
Coding region: 185-844 (219 amino acids)
Source: RefSeq, a predicted model, not a curated record